Molecule: messenger RNA, 1872 nt
Organism: Phycomyces blakesleeanus NRRL 1555(-)
Lineage: Eukaryota; Fungi; Mucoromycota; Mucoromycetes; Mucorales; Phycomycetaceae
Exons: 11
Coding region: 45-1685 (546 amino acids)
Cellular component (GO): nucleus
Molecular function (GO): nucleic acid binding; exonuclease activity
Source: RefSeq, a predicted model, not a curated record
CUUCUUCUGAUAAUAAUAAUAAUUCUUAUUAUUUCUGGCUUACAAUGUUGCCUUCGUUAAAGCUGUUUAAUCAAAUACCAUGUCCAGAUCUACCAGAUUGUAAUCGUGGUCCAUGCUUUUAUUCACAUUCAUUGCCUCCUGCACCAUCAAUCAAACGACGCAAGAUCAUCACCUCCACAAAAGCAUCUGUCGAUCGUCCAUUCAAAUUACCAAACGCACCAAACGCACCUAUUACACCAAAAAAGCCAGUAACCGAUAGACAUUUAACCAGUAGACCCACUCAAUCAGCAUCGACAUUAGCAAAACGGCCUAAUCCACAAACAUCAUCCACUCCACGUCCUGAACUCGUUCCUACAAACUCUAGAUCUCAACUUGUUGCACCCCCAUCUAUCUAUAAAACAACCCCAAAACCAAGUCAUGUAUCUACACUUGCUCCUUCCAAGAUUGCUACGACUAUGCACGGCCCACGACGAAUCGCACACGCAAAUACAACUGCCAAUACAGGUCCACCUGUGAUCCUUCCUAAUAUACGUUCCCACACGCCACUCAAGAUUAGACAGGUUACGGCAAACAAAAUAUACGAGAGUUUCUGCCGAAUUUACAAUGGGUUACAACCCGAUCUUGCCACCAAACACGCGACUGACCAAGAAGAUCAAAUCCACCAAAAGACCAUCAAUCCUGCUGGCUACAAACAGAUGGCCAUGACCGUCUUGAUGGGGUUAAAAAAGAGACCAGAGGCAACCGGACCAAAUGACAUUGGAAUUCAUGGCGAGUGGGUUGACCCAGGCGUGAUGGCUACAAAGAGCAUCGAGGCAGAGUCGAGAAAGUACUGUAUUCCAAAGGAAGAGCUAGAAGAGAUGGGUUAUCCACCCCUGGAGCUCUUGGAUAGUCCUGGUGGAGGUAUGGGGUCUAGUGUGCUGCACAAGAAAAUGAAGUGUGAUCGAUGCAACCGAGAUUAUAAAGUCAAGGAUGUCUUGGAACAAGUGGAUCAUACGCUGUGUUUGUACCACCAUGGCCGUAUGCGGAUGGUUAUGAAGUCAGGUGAAAAACAUAGAGUGUAUAGUUGCUGCGAAGAAUCAUACGGAAGCGAAGGUUGUGUCAAGGGGCCUCAUGUGUACAAAGAUGAAGAUUUUGAGACAAUGCACGAAAAGAUUGGCUAUGUUGAAACACCAGCUGCCAAUCCAUCAAAGCCUCGUACUGGCAUUGUAGCGUUGGAUUGUGAAAUGGGAUAUACAACAGCUGGCAUGGAGUUAAUCCGAUUAACAGUGGUGGGAGAACAAUCAAAGAUAUUGAUUGAUGAAAUCGUAUUACCAUCACAUAUGAUCAUCGAUCUCAACACGCGUUACAGCGGUAUAAAGACUCUAGCGGGUGUGAAACACAACCUGGAAAGCAUCCGAGCAGAGCUAUUUAAAUACAUUGAUAGUAACACCAUAUUGCUUGGACAUGGCUUGGAAAACGACAUGAAUGCUUUAAGAUUGAUCCAUCCCAAUAUCAUUGAUACAGCAGCACUCUUCCCACAUCCUCACGGACUUCCCUAUCGAUAUGGCCUGCGUGCUCUUUCUACACGUCAUCUCUCGAAAUUCAUUCAAGAAGGUUCAGACGGACACGAUUCUUUUGAGGAUGCCCAAACUUGUAUGGAGUUGUUGGAAGUCUUUUUGAAGAACAAAUCAAAGCAGACAAGAUAGUAUUAAAGGCUGAGGAGUCAUUAUCAUUUAAAGAAAUAAUAUCAGCACCAACUCCAACAGUAAAAGAAGAAGACGAAGAAUAUAGAUAGUAGAGAAUUGAUACUGGUACACCAAUAAUUUGUGUAUGUAUGUAUGUAUGUAUAUUAGAGAUAUUGAAACAAUAAAUAAAGUGCUUCAAUUAUUGUUC